CAAAGACUAGAGUAUUUGACUUUGGCAUACCCACGGAGACUGAGAACCACACAGCGACUGAGAGAUGGAGGGAAGUGAAGGUGGGCAUCAUCCAUAUGUGCCGAAAGAUCUGAAGCUGCCUGGCUUCGUCCCUGGAUUCCUCUCUUGGUCUACAAUCCUCGGCGUAUUCGGACUAUCUUCCUUCCUCGUUGUCUCUCUCGUUUGGAUCUUCUCUGGGAAGUCCAAAAAAUCAAAAGUUGAUAGACUGAUCAUGUGCUGGUGGGCUUUCACUGGCCUUGUCCACAUAAUGCUUGAGGGUUAUUUUGUAUUCUCUCCAGAAUUUUACAAAGAGAAGACUGCUAAUUAUUUUGCCGAAGUGUGGAAAGAGUACAGCAAAGGUGAUUCAAGAUAUGCAGGCAGGGAUGCUGCUGUUGUCACUGUCGAAGGAAUCACUGCAGUUUUGGAAGGCCCGGCUAGCCUGCUAGCUGUGUAUGCAAUUGCUAAAGGAAAAUCGUACAGCUAUAUACUUCAGUUUGCGAUUUCUCUGGGGCAGCUCUACGGAACUGCUGUUUAUUACAUUACUUCCUACUUGCAAGGUGAUAACUUUGCUGCAAGCCCACUUUACUACUAUGGGUAUUAUAUUGGAGCAAAUUUCUCUUGGAUUGUGAUACCCUCAAUUAUUGCUAUCCGGUGUUGGAGGAAGAUUUGUGCAGCACAUCAAGUGCAAGGCCAGAAGAAGACCAAAAUUCGCUGACUUGAGAGUUAGGUUAUCUGGUUCCUGGAUUCCAGUCAGAUUGUAUGAUUCAUUGCUAUUUACUUUCAUGCUUUUUUAGCUUAGCACUUUGAUGGGCGGUUGAUAUUGAAGGCUUCAAGCUCUGAUUGCUUUUGGCACUCAAUAUAUACGGUUUAGACUUUAUUUUGGUCAGUUGAACUGGGAUUACUUUACUGGAUGUAAUAACUUGGCUUGUUAAUCAUAUUUUUGGAGAAGAAAUUCUCAAUUACUGUGAGCUUCAGAUACU
Tripterygium wilfordii is the source of this 998-nucleotide messenger RNA. Its product is annotated as probable 3-beta-hydroxysteroid-Delta(8),Delta(7)-isomerase. Gene Ontology annotation, biological process: sterol biosynthetic process. Bases 65 to 733 code for a protein of 222 amino acids. Gene Ontology annotation, cellular component: membrane; endoplasmic reticulum. Lineage: Eukaryota; Viridiplantae; Streptophyta; Magnoliopsida; Celastrales; Celastraceae. The transcript has 4 exons. The record is from RefSeq and is a predicted model, not a curated record. Gene Ontology annotation, molecular function: steroid Delta-isomerase activity; cholestenol delta-isomerase activity; C-8 sterol isomerase activity.